Molecule: messenger RNA, 1623 nt
Organism: Syngnathus typhle (broad-nosed pipefish)
Lineage: Eukaryota; Metazoa; Chordata; Actinopteri; Syngnathiformes; Syngnathidae
Gene: ubxn4
Product: UBX domain protein 4
Exons: 12
Coding region: 61-1419 (452 amino acids)
Molecular function (GO): protein binding
Source: RefSeq, a predicted model, not a curated record
UUACCCAGCCGUCGCGAAUCGUGUCUUGAUAAGUGUCCGUACUUGCGUGUAUGUGAUCGUAUGAGCGUAACCUUUACGAUGAUUUGGUUCAGUGGAUCCAUACCUGAUGCCAUUAAUUUGGCUAAACAGAGGAAGUUUGUUUUUGUCAUCGUCAUUACAGGUAAUGAUGAACAGUCAGCAAACCUGAUAGCCAGCUGGGAGGAUGACAGCGUUGCUGAGACGGCUCAAAAAUGCUGUGUGGCCAUUAAAAUCGACGCCGAGAGUGAAACCUGUGUGCAGUUCUCACAGAUCUAUCCAGUGGUGUGUGUUCCUUCAAGUUUUUUUAUUGGGGAGAAUGGCGUUCCUUUGGAGGUCAUUGCCGGCAGUGUGUCUGCCGAAGAACUACGAAUUAGAAUUGACCAAGUACGACAGAUGCAUGCGGAAAAAAUUGGCACUCGAAUGGGGUCGCAAGAGACAGCCACUACUUUGAUGACCAGUCCAACACAACCUACCAUGGCUGCACUCUCAGCUCCUUCUGUGCCUGUCAUAUCCCCAGAAGAAUUGAUUAGGCCCUCUGCAUUGGAAGACAUAGACCCUAGAGAGGCAGCAAUAGCUGCGUGUCGCCAGUCAGCUGUGACCACUGCAGCGAGUGAAUAUCCACAUCCUACAAAUGUAUCUUUUAUCAGUGAAGCAAAUCCAGAUAUGAAAAGGCAUCGGAGAAAGACAACGUUGGAGAAUGAGGACUGUGUGGAUAGAGCAGCCCUUCAUUCCAAAACCCUGGAGCACAAGGCUCAGCAAAUAACCCUACAGGCCAAACAGACAGAGCUUGAAGCUGUAAAGGGUACUUUUGUGAAGCCAAGGGGUACCACCACAAGGCUUCAGUUUCGCCUCCCAGAUGGGUCAUCCUUCACCAACCAGUUUUCCUCACAGAGCAAACUUCAGGAAGUUCAUCAGUUUGUGAUACAGGAAAUUGGAAACCGCAAUAGCAACUUUUCCAUGGCCACCAUGUUUCCGAGAAGGAAAUUCACCAAUGAAGACUUUAAUAAGACUCUAUUGGAGCUGGGACUUUCUCCAAGUUCAUCCAUUGUACUUCUGCCUCGUGGCAGGCCUGCUUGCACUAUUGUCCCAUCCACCGGUGGAGGUAUGUGGGCUUUCCUGAGCACACUCUUCUAUCCUGUUCUCACUGUAUGGCGAUUUGUCACCUCCUUCACGUUUCAAAGUCCACCACAAGAACCAUCAAGAAGCUCUUUUGCCCCGUCUCAGUCGUAUGUCAACCCAGCAACGCAUUCUAAUAAACCAAAAAGAGAAUCGCUUUCCAAGGCUUCUAUAAACCGUCCCAAGAACUUCAAGAAAGAUGGUAAUAUCUGCCAGCUCAGGGCUCAAGAGGAUAGUGAGGACGAUAACAACACUUGGAAUGGAAACUCUACCCAGCAAAUGUAGCUCUGUAAAAGUAGCUUUUUUCUGUCUGUUCCAAUAUCGCUGUCACAACUGUUCAAUCCCAGUUAAGUAAUAGAUAAUAAUAAUAAUAAUAUAUGCACUAAUUUAAAUAAUUGCUCACCUGUUGGAAUGUUGUCAAAGGGAUUAUUUGAGAAUGUAAACACUAUCAGAGAUUUAUAGAAAUAAAGUGUUGCAUAAUUUGCAGAA